This is a messenger RNA of Eruca vesicaria subsp. sativa (arugula), 624 nucleotides long. The record is from the annotation of a GenBank genome assembly. NCBI's taxonomy places the organism in Eukaryota, Viridiplantae, Streptophyta, Magnoliopsida, Brassicales, Brassicaceae.
AUGAUGAAGGUAUGGAGAUGGUACCAGAGAUGCUUGAUCGUACAUCCAGUGAAGACUCAGGUCAUAAGCUCCGGCUUUCUCUGGGGAUUCGGCGAUGUCACCGCUCAAUACAUCACUCAUUCCACUCCCAAACCUCCUCCUCUUCGUCUCACAGACACAAGUAAAGAGGCGGAUGCAGAAUUCAAGGUCAGCUGGAAGCGAGUAGCUAUCACAAGCAUGUUCGGGCUUGGUUUUGUUGGACCUGUUGGCCACUUCUGGUACGAAGGCUUGGAUAAAUUCAUAAAACUGAAGCUUAGAUAUGUACCAAAGUCAACACGUUUUGUGGCAGCCAAAGUUGCAAUGGAUGGUCUUAUCUUUGGUCCCAUAGAUUUACUUGUAUUCUUUACAUACAUGGGGUACGCGGCGUACCCUCUAGCUCUUGAAGGCGGAGCUUGGCCACUUCUUCAGAUCGCAAACUUCAGAUACGUUCCCGUGCAGUACCAGCUGCUUUACGUCAACAUAUUUUGCUUAAUAGACAGCUCUUUUCUCUCUUGGGUCGAGCAACAGAAGGAUGCAGCUUGGAAGCCGUGGUUUACUACUUCGUUUCUUAAGCUUAAAGAACGAGGUGGCACUGGUGGAGUAUGA